AUGCUUUCAGACAACGCAUCGACCUACCUGUCCGCUGCCGAGGAGAUUCAUGCUCUCGUCGAUACACCGGAAAUACGCGAAUACUCGGCCACACAUCGAGUACAGUGGACAUUUAUACCCAAGAAAGCUCCCUGGUUUGGCGGAUUUUGGGAGAGACUCAUCGGACUGACCAAAAACGCAAUUAAAAAGACGUUAGGUCGCUCUCUAAUUAGUUUUGACGAACUUUCCACAGUUGUAACGGAAAUUGAAACCGUACUAAAUGACCGCCCAUUAACGUAUGUAUCGUCAAACUUGGAUGACAAUGUUGGUCUGACACCGAACCAUUUACUACACGGACGACAAGUCACAGCACUACCGUAUAUAAACGUGUCUGAUGAAGAAAUCUACGACCCGUCCUACACUCAACACGAGGAAAUUAACGACCGUUACAAACACUUGUCUCGCCUCCAUGUACAGUUCUGGACACGCUGGUCAACAGAAUAUUUGACGGCACUCCGUGAAAGACACACAACGUCUGGAAGUAAACACAACACUAUACGAGUUGGCGAGGUUGUAAUAAUUCACAGUGACACUGAAAAGAGACUCAUUGGCACUUGGCACAGUUACCAAACUUAUAUACGGGAACGAUAA
Messenger RNA from Saccoglossus kowalevskii, 630 nucleotides. RefSeq lists its product as uncharacterized. The record is from RefSeq and is a predicted model, not a curated record. NCBI's taxonomy places the organism in Eukaryota, Metazoa, Hemichordata, Enteropneusta, Harrimaniidae.